AAGCGUUCUGCCAAAAUCUCUGCUGCCCAAAUAUCAAACGCCUUUGGAUUCACCCUCUGAUCUCAAUUAUUAUUAUAUAUUUUAAACUCUCAAACACCUCCAUCACAGCUCCAAGCUCUAGCUUAAACCCACCACCUUGAUCUCAUCUCCAUAUCCAUAGAGCCCAUCAAGAAAUUCCGAUACAAUGAAAGGAAAACAAAGAAUUCGACUGCCACAAAAGGAGUAGCUUCGGCUCCAGCUUAUUGGCAUUAGUUGAUAUUGGGCUCGGUGUGUUUGGUUCAGUUGGGAUUGCUAGGGUUUGGUGGCUGGCUCAAUGAUGAGCAGCAGAGGCGGUGGUGGGAGGUUCGCGGUGGGGGACUAUGUGGUCUCCAAGCAAAUAGGGAUGGGCUCGUUUUCCACGGUGUGGCAUGCCCGCCAUCUUGUUGAGUGCACCGAAGUGGCAAUCAAGGAGAUAGCUACCGCUCGCCUCAAUUCUAAACUCAAGGAGAGCCUCAAGUCCGAGAUUGUUAUUCUUAAGAAGAUCAAUCAUUGUAACAUCAUCCGCUUGCACGAUAUGAUCGAGGAACCUGGAAAAAUUUAUAUAGUUCUGGAGUAUUGUAGAGGAGGUGAUCUUUCUAUGUACCUUCAAAAACGCCAUGGUAGAAUCCCAGAAACUACUGCAAAGCAUUUUAUGCAGCAGCUAGCAUCAGGCUUACAAGUUCUUCGUGAAAACAACUUAAUACACCGGGACUUAAAGCCUCAGAAUCUCCUCUUAUCCACAAAUGAUGAAAAUUCUAUUUUGAAGAUUGCUGAUUUCGGUUUUGCUAGGUCUCUUCAACCUAGGGGGCUUGCAGAAACUUUAUGUGGUUCGCCAUUAUACAUGGCUCCCGAAAUUAUGCAACUCCAAAAGUAUGAUGCAAAGGCAGAUCUCUGGAGUGUUGGUGCCAUUCUGUUUCAGCUCGUAACUGGCAGAACACCAUUCACUGGGAACAAUCAAAUACAGUUGCUUCAGAACAUAAUGAAAUCAACUGAAUUACAAUUCCCUUCGGAUGUAAAUGAUUUAAGUGCUGACUUUAAAGAUUUAUGUCGAAAAUUGCUUCGACGUAAUCCAGUGGAACGGCUGACAUUUGAAGAGUUCUUUAACCACCCUUUUCUUUCACAAAGGCAGCCAGGUGGACAUUCCAGGAUUAGGAGACCUCAAAGUGAAACCGAUGGUUCUCUUUUAUCCCAGUACAAUCCUGUUACGACUGCAGAAGAACGAUUUGUAGAAGAUUUACCUUUCACUCUAGAUGAUGAUAUCAAUGCUCCUGACAGUAGUCCAUUUUUUGCUGGGAUAUUGCCAGAGAGAUCACCAUAUGUAGUUUCUGUUGCUGCAAAAGCUGAUAGAAAGGACAGCUUUGAUACUCCAAUAGCUAGUUGUCCAGAAGUGAUGGAUUCACUGGAGUCAAUUGAUAAAAGCUAUGUUAUUGUUCCACUGGACUUAUCUUCAACUGAUGCUUCUAAACUCGGCAAUGUUCCACUUAACUCAAGCUGCUCCCAGCAAGCUUCAGGAAAUUUGAACCCAGGAUCAAGUGCACCGGUGCCCAAUAUUAAUGCAGCAACUGUUAAGAUUGGUUGUGCAGGAUACAUGGAAACCCAGAUGUCUGGUCCUGCUACUUCACAAGGAUUGAUGGAAAUUACGGAUAGCUUGGAGCAGCCAUCAACUGACUGCUCAAGGAGAGUUGAGUCAUUGCAGCAAUGUGCUUCUGCUAUUACGGAAUUAGUAAAUGAGAAGAUCGAGUCAGGCAGACACUUGGAAGCAUUUUCAAUUCAACUUGUCAUUCUUGCAAUAUGGAAACAAGCAUUACAUAUUUGUCACACACAAGCAGCCUCGGCUGUUGAAGGAAGUCGAACACAGGAAAAUACUAAAACAAGGGAAUUGCUGAAGGGCGAGGGCAGUCCCAAUGUACAGCAACCUGUUGGCACUUGUGAUGUGUUGGAACCAAAGGACAUAAGCUCCAAUAUUCAAAGAGCUUUUCUCAUUGAAGUUGGGAAGGCAGAGGAACUUGCCAAAUUGGUAGAGCCAGGAAAUACAGAGGUGCCAGAUGCAAUGGACAUGAUAUUCCAAUCUGCCCUUGAUUUCGGCAGGAAAGGGGCUGUCGAUGAGUACAUGGGCCGGGCAGAAAACGCAGUGGUGUUUUAUUCGAAAGCAGUGCACUUGUUAGUGUUCCUUCAAGUGGAAGCGCCCUCUCUGAUCCUAAACCCGCCCUUCUCCCUCACAAACUCGGAUCGAUUUAGGCUUCAGAACUAUAUUAACGUCCUUAACAACAGGCAAAGCGUUUCGAGGUCUCAAAUGGUGGCGCUGCUCAAGUGUGAGGAUCAGCGUUUCUCAUGACAAAUGUUAAUAGUUAGUUAAUACUAAUUGGCGAUGGCUUCUUGUGUGAAAUUCUUCAAAUGUACAGUAGUAGCAAAGUAAAUGGAUUCUUUCUCCAUUCUUCUCUGUGAAAUAUGUCUUAGCUGACCCAUUUGUUCUCUAUUGAAGAAAACUAAUACUCCGUAUCUACUAGAAAUCUAGAAUGGAAAGGAAUACUUUAUUUGCAAUUAAAGUUUGGGACUUUAAAUUUGCA
Ipomoea triloba (trilobed morning glory) is the source of this 2585-nucleotide messenger RNA. Its product is annotated as serine/threonine-protein kinase ATG1c-like. Gene Ontology annotation, cellular component: cytoplasm. Bases 314 to 2353 code for a protein of 679 amino acids. Gene Ontology annotation, molecular function: ATP binding; protein serine/threonine kinase activity. The transcript is spliced from 13 exons. The record is from RefSeq and is a predicted model, not a curated record. Lineage: Eukaryota; Viridiplantae; Streptophyta; Magnoliopsida; Solanales; Convolvulaceae. Gene Ontology annotation, biological process: autophagy; peptidyl-serine phosphorylation.